Urocitellus parryii (Arctic ground squirrel) is the source of this 262-nucleotide messenger RNA. NCBI's taxonomy places the organism in Eukaryota, Metazoa, Chordata, Mammalia, Rodentia, Sciuridae. The record is from RefSeq and is a predicted model, not a curated record.
GCACUCCAGCCACGCCCCACUCCGCCCGUGGCCACGCCCCCAGCAUGCCAUGUCCAACAACAUGGCCAAGAUCGCCGAGGCCCGCAAGACGGUGGAACAGCUGAAGCUGGAGGUGAACAUCGACCGCAUGAAGGUGUCGCAGGCGGCGGCCGAGCUCCUGGCUUUCUGUGAGACGCACGCCAAAGAUGACCCGCUGGUGACACCUGUACCCGCCGCCGAAAAUCCCUUCCGCGACAAGCGCCUCUUUUGCGUCCUGCUCUAA